Messenger RNA from Impatiens glandulifera, 2219 nucleotides. RefSeq names its product mitogen-activated protein kinase kinase kinase NPK1-like. Gene Ontology annotation, molecular function: ATP binding; protein kinase activity. The transcript is spliced from 17 exons. The record is from RefSeq and is a predicted model, not a curated record. Lineage: Eukaryota; Viridiplantae; Streptophyta; Magnoliopsida; Ericales; Balsaminaceae. Gene Ontology annotation, biological process: protein phosphorylation. The coding region runs from base 99 to 1994 and encodes 631 amino acids.
UCUCCGUUUCUCUCCUUCCUUCUGAUGAAAGCACCCUAUUUGCGACUACAGUCUUCUUCACUUUCGCUCUUUCACUCCCUCUCCUUAUCAACGACGAAAUGCAAGAAAUGUUCGGUUCAGUCCGGCGAUCGCUCGUAUUUCGAGAUGGCGGUAGUGGAGAAAACAACGCUUCACCCGGGACCCUAGUCGAUAAGAUCAAUUCCUGCAUUAGGAAAUCCAGAGUCUUCUCCAAGCUCUCUCCUCCAGCGCCGCCUCCGAAGGAAGAAGAACAACCUUCAACCAUUCGCUGGAGGAAAGGCGAAUUGAUUGGAUGUGGCGCUUUCGGUCAGGUUUAUAUGGGGAUGAACCUCGAUUCGGGAGAGCUUCUUGCUGUUAAACAGGUCCUGAUUGCAGCAAAUACUGCUUCCAAGGAGAAAGCACAGACUCAUGUGAAGGAGCUGGAGGAGGAAGUCAAGCUUCUUAAGAGACUCUCUCAUCCAAAUAUUGUAAGAUACUUGGGCACUGUGAGAGAAGAAGAUACCCUGAAUAUUUUGCUAGAGUUUGUUCCUGGAGGAUCAAUUUCAUCACUUCUGAGUAAAUUUGGAUCUUUUCCAGAGGCUGUAAUUAGAAUGUACACAAAGCAAUUACUUCUGGGAUUGGAUUAUCUUCACAAGAAUGGGAUCAUGCAUAGAGACAUAAAGGGGGCAAACAUCCUUGUAGAUAAUAAGGGGCGUAUAAAACUUGCAGAUUUUGGUGCGUCCAAGCAGGUCGUUGAACUGGCUACCAUUUCAGGUGCCAAGUCUAUGAAGGGUACACCAUACUGGAUGGCUCCUGAAGUGAUUCGUCAGACUGGUCAUAGCUUCUCUGCUGAUAUCUGGAGUGUUGGCUGUACUGUAAUAGAGAUGGCUACUGGAAAGCCUCCAUGGAGUGAACAAUACCAAGAGGUUGCUGCUCUCUUCUAUAUUGGCACAACAAAGUCUCAUCCACCAAUCCCAGAGCACCUCUCUGAGGAAGCAAAAGACUUUCUGCUGAAAUGUUUGCAAAAGGAACCAGACUUGAGGCCUUCUCCUGGUGAACUACUACAGCAUCCUUUUGUUACUGAAAAACCUUUGGAGGCUUCACCUUAUUGUGGUUCCAUGGAUAUUUUAACCACUGCAUCACCUUCCUCCUGCAGGAUGAAUCAAGAAAUUAAAUCUGACUCUAUGGAUCUCUGUAAUUUGGGUACUAUUAGUUGUUCAAUCUCGAAAUUCGACGAUCUGUCUACACAUAUAUGGAAAGCUAAUAAUAGCGAAGAUGACAUGUGUCAGAUUGAUGACAACAUGAGUGAAGCAAAUUUAAGUUCUUUUGCGAUACCUGACAACUUUAAGAGCUUCAACCCAAUGUGUGAGCCCUCUGAUGAUUGGAAGAGUAAAACCGACAUGAGUCCAGGGAUGGAUGAACCAGUUCAUUGUGGGCUGUCGCUUUCCGAGGACGAUGAUGAGGUUACCGAGUCUAAAAUUAGGGCUUUCAUUGAUGAAAAGGCUUUAGAACUGAAAAAACUGCAAUCUCCAUUAUAUGAAGAGUUCUACAACAGCUUUAAUCCUUCAUCUUCUUCUUCCACCUUUCAUGAUAUUGGACUUGGUGAGGGUAGUAGCCCAAGCUACCUCAAACUGCCUCCAAAAAGUAAGUCGCCAAAUCGAGCUCCGAAUGGAAGCCCAUCUGGUGCAGUUGACUGUACGAAUAGUGCUAGCCCUGGGAGUUGUGACAGACGCCUUUCUAAUGCCAGCAGUACAUGUAAUCAACCUUUCGCAGAGACUCCAUCACCUAAGAAAAGUGAUGUUGAACAAGAGCCAAAUAGUUCAAGCUUCUCAGAAAGACGUAAGAAAUGGAAGGAGGAACUUGAUCAAGAGCUUGAGAGGAAACGAGAGAUGAUGAGACAAGCUGCGGGUAUGGGAGGGGUGAAAACACAAUCACCAAAGGAUAGAGUCCAGAACAGAGCAAGAGAGAAAUCAAGAUUUGCUUCUCCAACCAAAUAAAAUGAUAAGUUUGAUGAGCACACAAAAUCAAAGAAAAUAGCUGCCUUGGCUAUAAUCAUAAUCAUAGUUGUUGUUAUUUGGGGUAUUUGUAUUUGUUUUUAUUUUUAAUAGAGGAGAUGAUGAUUAUGUAUUAUUCCUCACUCAGCACAUGAAAGAAGUAAUGCCUACAAAAUAUGUAGUUUACCUUCCCUUUCCUCUUUUCUAUGUUAAGGGGAAAUUUAAUUU